Pygocentrus nattereri (red-bellied piranha) is the source of this 1642-nucleotide messenger RNA. It is a transcript of the gene mecr, whose product is annotated as mitochondrial trans-2-enoyl-CoA reductase. NCBI's taxonomy places the organism in Eukaryota, Metazoa, Chordata, Actinopteri, Characiformes, Serrasalmidae. The transcript has 10 exons. Gene Ontology annotation, molecular function: trans-2-enoyl-CoA reductase (NADPH) activity. Gene Ontology annotation, cellular component: mitochondrion. The record is from RefSeq and is a predicted model, not a curated record. Bases 94 to 1215 code for a protein of 373 amino acids. Gene Ontology annotation, biological process: fatty acid metabolic process.
GCCGCUUCCUAUACAGUGCGUUAUGGACAGUUUAUCGGCUAAGUCCAGAGUAUAGACUUCACAAAUGAUAUAAAUACUGCAGCCUGCUUUAAGAUGGGCGUUCUCCGUGUGGUACAGAUUGUGUCCAGGGUCCUGGUGGCUCAUCCAGUGUGGAGUAGACCGGCUCCGUGUGUCUCUUAUCGCAGUUUCUCCGCGAAGCCGUUGGCCGGAGAGAGCACUGCGCUCGUGUACACAACACACGGGGAGCCUUCACAAGUCAUUAAGUUAGGGACCCUGCAGCUCCCUUCUCUGGGAGACAAAAGCGCCCUUGUGAAAAUGCUUGCUGCUCCCAUCAACCCCUCGGAUAUAAACAUGAUCCAAGGCACCUACGCAAUACUGCCCGAUCUUCCAGCGGUGGGUGGCAAUGAAGGAGUGGGCCAGGUUAUAGAAGUGGGUAGCAAGGUAAAAACUGUCAAAGUGGGCGACUGGGUGAUUCCAAGGGAUGCUGGUCUAGGUACAUGGCAGACGUUGGUGGUUUUGAGUGCCGAUGAUUUGGUGACACUGCCCAGUGACAUCCCUCUUCUUUCAGCAGCCACCCUGGGAGUCAACCCUUGCACUGCACUCAGAAUGCUCUCUGACUUUGAGGAACUAAAGCCAGGAGACACCGUAAUUCAAAAUGCAGCUAACAGUGGAGUUGGACAGGCUGUGAUCCAGAUAGCUGCAGCAAAGGGUGUUCAUACUAUCAACGUAGUUAGAGACAGGCCAGACCUGUCACAGCUGACUGACAGACUAAAAGUGAUGGGGGCCACUCAUGUGAUCAAAGAGGAGACCCUCAGAAGGCCAGAAAUGAAGGAACUUUUUAAGUUUUAUCCUCGACCUAAGCUGGCUCUGAAUGGAGUGGGAGGAAAAAGUGCCACAGAGUUGCUGCGUCAUUUACAAAGUGGAGGCACUAUGGUGACAUAUGGAGGAAUGGCCAAGCAGCCAAUCACAGUGCCUGUGAGUGCCCUAAUCUUCAAGGAUGUGAAAGUACGAGGCUUUUGGGUCACUCAGUGGAAAAGGAACCACGGGCAUAAUGACAAGGCCUUGUGUAGCAUGCUGGAUGAGCUUUGCACCCUAAUCCGUGCUGGAAAAUUGUCACCCCCAGCUUGCACUGAAGUCAGCAUAAAGGACUUCCACAAAGCUCUGGACAAUGCCAUGAAGCCAUACAUUUCUACCAAACAGGUUUUGGUCAUGUGAUUCCAUUGAAAAUCAUAUAUGUGGUAAUGUGAUAAAUUAUUUAUAAAAAAAAGGAGGGACAGAGAGUGAUAUUUGUCACAGUACAGUCACUUUAAACAAAAAAGUGCCGUAGCUUUGUUUCUGACAUCAAAGUCCAGUAAGUGUUAUCAAUUUGAGUAAUAAGCCUAAGACCCCUACUUGUUCUUUGAACCUUCAGAAACUUUAUUUAACAUCAACAUGCAGCACCAGGUUUAUGAACUGCUCAGAGACAGGAUAAAAGUUUGAGUCAUUGUUUUAUGAUGGCUGUCCAUAGAUAAAUGAUGUAAUUCAUAAUAACAAUAUUCUUGUCUGUUUUAUCACAACACUAAAGAAGAGGCAGUCAUGAUAAUGGGUUUAAAAAAUGUUUGGUCAUAAAACUUAAAACGUCAUUAUUGUGUUUGGGAUUUUU